CAGCGAUUUCGAGCAGUUCCCUUGAGUCAAUUGUGUUCCAGCUUCUUCGUCUAGAGCGUUUGCUGCCGUUCCUUUGCUGUUUUUGUUGGUCCGUUUCCCACCAACUCGGUAUUCAACUCCGAGAAUGAUGGGCUCAGUCAGUGCUUUGGGCACCUCCACGACGGGGAAAUCGGGUGUCCCCGAAGGAGAGGAGAAGAAAUAGUAAGGGGGGAGGGCGGAGAGAGGCGGGGGACGCUCGGGAAGACCCCACACACGCUGGCAGCAUGGUGCAUGGUCCGGAGGGGUGCUUUUUGGUUCUUCUCUGUGUGUUGUGGUGCAGCGCACUCAAGGCGUCGAUCACCUGGCCAAUGGCGCUCGCGAGCAUCCCGUGCAUCGCCCUCCUGAGCAUCCCGGUCGGCGGCUGUCCUUUGUCUUCAUGUGACCAUUUUCCCACUGGUAUCCGCCAAGCACCGCACGUACUGUAGAUGGGGCACAUGUGUGUAUGGUCUGUAUGUCCGUGUGUGUGUUUUGCAGAUAUUGCUGGGCUCCCGGGCUCCAUGCAUUUUUCUUGACUAUCGCUGCCUACGUUUUAUAUUUGGCAGCAGCUUGCCUUUUUGAUCGCAUGAGCAGCCCCUGCGCUUCUCUGCACUGACUGUGACUGUGACUGUUAGUGUGCCGUCAUCGAGCAGGAUCUGCGGAUGGGUGAAUUGAGGGUAUCUUGGGAUUCGUCUUACUGCAGUGGGCUUAUUUCGAACUGAGGGAAUGAAUGGUUAUUUGAGGCGGUGGUUUGGUUGGUGAAUGCGUGUGGAUCUAUCCAUAGCUCUCACACUCUCUCGGUGGUUGAUUGCUGGCUGUGCACUUUGCCGACUCAUAGUAUCAUGGAUUGACACAUUAACAGACAACUCGCAUUCAUGCCAGACCGUGUCAACUCACAGCUGGCCUGCGUC
This is a messenger RNA of Vitrella brassicaformis, 926 nucleotides long. Lineage: Eukaryota; Vitrellaceae. The record is from the annotation of a GenBank genome assembly.